Molecule: messenger RNA, 1304 nt
Organism: Caenorhabditis sp. 36 PRJEB53466
Lineage: Eukaryota; Metazoa; Nematoda; Chromadorea; Rhabditida; Rhabditidae
Source: the annotation of a GenBank genome assembly
AUGAAUGUGGAAGAAUACUUUCCCGAAGGUCUGUCAGUCAUACAUCACGACGAGAGCCAUCGCGAAAAGCGAGCAUCAAAAGAGGUUCGACUGCCAGUUCAACUCCCCAUUUGUUCUUUUUUCUAGGAAAUCCAGACGCCAUCUGCCGCAAUUCACUGUCACAUCUGUUACAAGAGCAUCCAUGGCGCCGUGAACAAUGUCGAUUUCGUCAAGCCUUGCAAUUGCCAGCUGUGAGAUUUUCUGAAAUAUUUUACAUAACCAUUAAGCCGUUCGGCUUUCAGAAUGUUCGUCCAUUCUCGGUGCGCUUCUAGAAAUAGAGUCAAAUUUGGAGAGGCGAAAUGCAGCAGUUGUGGUCAGGGGAGCACAAUCCCCCGAACAGCAAAGUUGCAUCAUUUCGGAAAGAUCGCCAGUUUAUCCGGCGGAGGUUCAGAAGAAGGAAUGACCUGUUCAGUGUGUGACGAUAAGAACUACGAAAACGAUACACAGAACAAUAAGAAAACAUUGGGCAAAAAAAUCAAGCCGUGCUUCUGCGGGUUGGAUGGUUUUUCUCUUUCAAACCAACUUGUUAUUUUCCAGAAAAGUGAUGCACUUUGGCUGUUUGUCGUCUCUUCUGAGUGAAAAAUCCUCGUGUCUGGAGUGCAGUGUAUUGUAUUAUGCUCUCGAGCCGGCCUCUCUGAAAGAAUUCUUCGCACGAAACUGGAUAUGCUACACACUGUAUAUCACUCUGCUCGCCAUUUUGUCAACUCUUUUGGUGAUGGCAUCCAAGAAUUCCAUAAUUUUCCCAACAAAAAGCAGUGAAACUGGAGCAACUACUAAAAAGAUCAGUAUGUUUCCAUCAAAACGACACGUAAAGCAUCCAGUCUCCCAGUACUCACCAUCACUGCUGUCUUCUUCCUUCUUGUUAUCGCCGCCAGCAUGCUCUUCGUCAUCAAAUACACAUUAUCUCGUGCGAUCCCGAGAUUCAGAGUCAGUCGAGGAAAAGUGAUUUUGAAGCCAUUCAAGACGGGAAGCGGAGAAAAACCGUCGAAGAAAUUGCUCUUGCCAGUUCAAGAAGACAAUUUUGAGGACAUUCCAUUAAACAAUCUGAGAAAAUCGUCAUCAGGAGACGUCGAAGAAGGAGAGGAGGUCAGUUAUUAGUAUCAUUGAUCAGCUGAUUGAGUUUCUAGCCGGCGGAAGACGUGCGCGCAAACGAGAUCGACGACAUGACUCUCGGGCAACACAUGUUCGGAGUCUACGCAACCCAUCAUUCCUCAUCGACCCCAAUCGAAAAACCUCCGCUUGGAUUCGUGUUCAACUCAGUCUAA